This is a messenger RNA of Rhagoletis zephyria (snowberry fruit fly), 796 nucleotides long. RefSeq names its product cytidine deaminase-like. Gene Ontology annotation, cellular component: cytosol. Lineage: Eukaryota; Metazoa; Arthropoda; Insecta; Diptera; Tephritidae. The record is from RefSeq and is a predicted model, not a curated record. Gene Ontology annotation, molecular function: zinc ion binding; cytidine deaminase activity.
AGUUGGUCAUCACAAAUUGAAGAGUCUAGAAGACGCACAAAAAAACGCACGGAAUAAGAAAAUUGGUACGAAAUUGUGCUCUUAAAAUUUUAAAAUAGAUAUUAAUCAACAUAAAAAUUACCACCAAAAUGGAUAUUUACCAAGUGACGGGUUUAAGAAAACCAGAAUUUGUUGAACGCAUUGAAAAAUACUGUGAUUUGGAUGAACCAACCAAGGAAUUGAUACAGGCAGCAAUUGUUGCACAAAAAAACGCUUACGCUUUAUACAGUCACUUUUACGUUGGUGCAGCUUUCCGCACGAUAGACGGCCGCAUCUUUGCCGGUUGUAAUAUUGAGAAUGCAAGUUUUACACCAACUACAUGUGCCGAACGUACAGCCCUAAGUAAGGCCGUUAGCGAGGGUUACAAUGAAUUCGUUGCCGGUGCAGUAGUCGCUUAUCAAGAGGAUGCCUUUACAACACCUUGUGGCGUAUGCCGGCAAUUCAUUAUGGAGUUUGCGCCAAACGACAUACCGCUUUUCAUAACAAAAUCACAAGUCAAUGUGGAGAAGGCCAACAAUGAUUUGGUACUUGCCACAUCCAUUUAUAAUCUGCUGCCUCAUGGUUUUCGCACGUUCAAGAAGAAUUGAUAAAUCGUGUGGACAUGCAAAGAAAGCAAUUUAUUAAUCAAUACAAAAUGUAUGUACAUAUGGAAGUAUGUGCUUGUGUUGUAAAUGUUUUAUCAAUGGACCUCACUAGUAAAUGGUUGCAAUUGUAGUAAAUAAUGUGGAUAUUCACUGUUUUAUUUAUGUAGUAGAGU